Messenger RNA from Eurypyga helias (sunbittern), 560 nucleotides. RefSeq names its product bystin-like (gene BYSL). Gene Ontology annotation, biological process: rRNA processing. Gene Ontology annotation, molecular function: snoRNA binding. Gene Ontology annotation, cellular component: preribosome, small subunit precursor; cytoplasm; nucleolus. The record is from RefSeq and is a predicted model, not a curated record. Lineage: Eukaryota; Metazoa; Chordata; Aves; Eurypygiformes; Eurypygidae.
CGUGCCCCUCCUGCGCGGCCCAGGCGCACGCUGGCAGACAUCAUCAUGGAGAAGAUCACAGAGAAGCAGACGGAGGUGGAGACGGCGCUGUCGGAGAUCUCGGGAUGCCCCAUGCCCCAGCUCGAUCCCCGUGUCCUGGAGGUGUACAGGGGUGUCAGAGAGGUGCUGUCCAAAUACAGGAGUGGGAAACUCCCCAAGGCAUUUAAAAUCAUCCCCGCCUUGUCUAACUGGGAGCAGAUCCUCUACAUCACAGAGCCAGAGACGUGGACAGCAGCUGCCAUGUACCAAGCCACCAGGAUAUUUUCAUCCAACCUGAAAGAGAGGAUGGCCCAGCGGUUCUACAACCUGGUGCUGCUGCCGCGGGUCAGGGAUGACAUCGCCGAGUACAAGCGCCUCAACUUCCACCUCUACAUGGCCCUGAAGAAGGCUCUGUUCAAGCCGGCAGCCUGGUUCAAAGGGAUCCUCAUCCCCCUGUGCGAGUCGGGGACCUGCACGCUGCGGGAGGCCAUCAUCAUCGGCAGCAUCCUCACCAAGUGCUCCAUCCCCGUCCUCCACUCCAG